GUGAGAUAUUCUGAGAGUAGUGAGCAGUGGUCUACCCCUUUUCCUUCCUUUGUGUGAGAGUUGAGAGAGGUACUUAGUGGUUGGAGAGAAAACAUGGUGAGGUGUUGUGGUCUAGCCUAGAGUGGUGUGUGUGAGUCUAGCUAAAAGGUUGGAGACCUGAGCCGGAAGACGAAUAGAUCCUCAACAGUGGUAUCAGAGCUUGUGUUGUCGUCGCCGUCGAUUUCGCCGGAUUCCGCCUUCUAGAACGUCUCCACCGCCGUCCGCCGUAGUCCGCCGCCGUCCGCCGCCGUCCGCCGCCGUCCGACCACCUGCCCGUCGAUUGGAGGUCACCACCAACUCUUAGCCGUCUGUCGAAGUUCCUGGAGGACGCCUGGAGGCUGUUCUCGACUCGGUCAGUCCGAAAUUGCAAAGGGAGUCGCCAAUUGCAGAAACCCUCGCCGGAAGGUUAAGCCCCGUCAUCGCCGCCUGGAAGCUCGCCGCUGGUCGCCUGGGUGUUCGCCGGUCUCGUUCGUCGCUGGUUGCAGAAGGCAGAGGGACGACGCAACUAGUACUGUUCAUACGACAAGGAAGACGAAGGACGAGACUUGAGCCGCUGGGUUGCUCUGUUCGUUGGAGGACCACUGUAGCUGGACGCAGGUUGAAACUUUUGGGGGUUUUUUGAACCUGGGCUUUGGGCUGUUGGACUGCUAGUGGGCUGGAGCUUUUGGACAGUUGGAUUGCUAUUGGGCUGCUACACUGCUGGACUGCUUGGACAUGGAGCUGCUGCUGGGCCGGUGGGUUGCUGUUGGACUGCUGGAGCUGUUGCUGGGCUGUGGACCUGGAGCUGGAAGCAGUCAACCGCCGGUCAACCGCCGGUCAACCGCCGGUCAACGCCGAUCAAAGUCAGUCAACUUCCAGAAAAUCCCAAUUUUUUUGAAAUUGGGUGGGUAAGGUCGAAACGCCUUUCCUAGGGUUUCGCUCCGGUAUAUUGACUUUAAACCUUUUUAUCGCUUUUGUAGUGAUUUUAUAGUCUUUUAUUGUGUGGAAAUCCUGUUUUAGGUUUAUUGCUUUUAAAAUUGAUAGAAUUGUUGUGUUGUUCUGUGCUGAAAAUUUAUUAUUUAUUUGUGCUUAUACGGAAGAACAAUGGGUUUAAAGUUGAGUUUGGUGCUCAUUAAUCCUCCCCGCGUGUUCGUGCUAGUUGCUCUGUAUAGAUGUAGCCUUAUAAAUAUUUAAAUUGUUUUCAGCGAAAUUUACAUUUUCUUUUGUUGCUUAUUUUUCUUUGUGAAAAUGUCUACUUAUAAUCAGUAUGGUAUGGCUUUUUAAUGGAAAAAUCUGAUUUUAGCAUUUGGAAGCAAAAAAUUAAAUGUAUUUUAAUACAUCAAAAAUGUUUUAAAGCAGUUGGCGAAACCUAUUUAAUUUCUGACAUGGAAGAUAAAAGGGAUGAAAUGAAUGAAAAUGCAUGUUCUGUGAUUUAUUUGAACUUAUCUGACUCUGUGGUUAGAAAAGUUGGAAUUUUAGAGAGUGCUAAAAUUCUGUGGGAUAAAGUGAAUGAACUGUAUACAGAGACCUCUUUGCCCAACCGGAUAUUUUUACUUGAAAAGUUCUUCAAAUUUAGACUAGAUAUGUCUAUGGAUAUUGAAGAAAAUCUAGAUGUUUUUACCAAACUUAUUUCGGAUAUUAAGUUGUGUGGUGAUAAGCAUAUAGAUGAUUAUACCCCCAUUGCUCUUUUAAAUGCUACUCCUGAUUCCUUUAGUGAUGUGAAAUCUGCUAUUAAGUAUGGUAGAGAUAAUGUGACUCUUCACAUUGUGGUAAAUGGUCUUAAGAGUAAGGAAUUAGAUUUAAAACAGAUGGGUGAGGGUAGAAAAUCCGAGGAAGUUAUGCAUGUGAGGGGUAGAGAAAAUAAUAUUAGACGACAUAGAUCUAAGUCUAGGUCUAAUUCGAGGCGUUGCUAUUAUUGUCAUGAACCUGGUCAUUUCAUAAAAGACUGUCCUAAAUCUAGGAAAAAUGAGCAUAGUGAGCAUGCUAAUUUGACUGCGUGUGAAGAUGAUUUAGGUGAUGUUUUUAUGAUGAGAAAUCUCUGUGAUUAUGACUAUUUGAGUUCUGUGAUAUCUGAUUCUUUGGGUAAAUCAGAUUGGGUGGUAGAUUCUGGUUGUAGUUUUCACAUGUCCCCUUUGAAAAAUGUUUUUUCAAACUAUAGAGAGAUUGAGCAUGGCUUUGUGUCUUUAGAAAAUGAGAAGAAAUGCAAUGUGCUAGGAAUAGGAGAUGUAUGCCUUAGGUUCUCUUCUGGUUAUGUGCUUACUUUGAAGAAUGUUAGGCAUGUUCCUGAGCUGUGUUGUAAUUUGCUAUCUUGUGCUUCUCUUGAAAAUGAGGGUUUGAAAGGAAAAUGGGGAAAGGGAAUCAUGAAAGUUGUGAAGGGUUGUUUAGUUGUUUUAAAAGUUGAGAUGAAAAACAACUUCUAUGUUUGUCACGCUGAACUCGUACUUGAUUCUGUGAAUUGUGUGCAACCCUGUGUGUUAGGAAAACAGUCUAGAGUUAGUUUUCCUGAUCUGCCUAAGUGUACUGCUGUUCUUGAUUGUAUUCAUGCUGAUUUGUGUGGUCCUUAUAGUGUUUCCACUCAUGGUGGGAAAAAUUAUUUUCUUACGUUGAUUGAUGAUUUUUCAAAGAAAGUAUGAGUUUUGUUGAUUGAGAAAAAAUCUGAAGUUUUUGAUAAGUUUAAAAACUGGAAAACCCUUGUUGAAAAACAAACCGGUAAGAAAAUAAUUUUUUUAAGGACCACUGUCAGUUUUGAUUUCUGUGAUGAUCAGCUUGGUGAUUUAUGUGAUACUUGGGGUAUUUCUAUGCAUAAAUUUGUUCCCUCCACACCCCAACCGGAUGGGGUUGCUGAGAGGAUGGUUAGAACUUUAUUAGAGAGGGUGAGAGCUAUGUUAGCUUCAUCUGGCUCUCUAAUAAGUUCUGGGGGAAGCUAUUUGUUAUGCUGUUGAUUUGGUUAAUCAGUCCCCGUCUGUUCCCUUAGGAGGGAAAUGCCCUGAAUCUGUGUUCACGGGCAAACCACUUAACUUGCCAAAUUUGAGAAUGUUUGGUUGCGCUGCUUAUGUGAAUCGUGUGAAUGAUAAAUCUAAACCUAGGACUAAGGAAUAUGUUUUCUUAGGAUAUCAUGAAUGCAUGAAAGGUUAUAGGCUUUGGUGUAGGAGUGAAACUUGCUUCAUUUUUGUUGAAAAUGAAUUUCCUUGCCUGCUUGUUUCUCCUGAUGUUGCUCCAAAUGAGGUGGAUCAUUUGCUUGAUGUUCAUUCUGAUUUACUUGUUGAAACCGAACCCAAAUUUGUGGAUGAAAAUGAUUUUCAUAUUGAAAAUAAAGAAAAUAUUGUUUCUAUUAAGGUGGAGCAUCAUAUGAAUGUUAUGUGCAAUAUGCGUGAGUUGCGUGAUUGCUAUGUUAUUAGAGAUAGAGGCAUUAAGGAGCAUGAGAGAAAUAAUAUGUGCAAUGUGUUUGACUAUAUUUCCUCUGAGUCUGCUUUAAAUGUGCUUAAUUCUCUUUUAAUUAAAUCCUUUGUGAUGUUUGAUAUGUUAUUUUCUUUGUGUUUUGAAAAUGUGAUACCAAAUGAUUAUGUGAGCUCUGCCUGUGCUAGUUAUAGAAAUACUAUUGUUUCUUUUAUUUUCUGUGUACUUGCUUUGUGUGGUUGUUAGAUUAUUUGGAAUCCCCAACUUCUCCCAGAUGCUUGCUUGCGUGGUCUAUUAACAUGUGUUGUGCUUGUUAAUAGUUUUGUGAUGGUUUUGGUUCUGAACUUGAGGACCGAUUGGUAGAGUUCAGUCCAUCGUGAAUUGGGUUUGCAUGGUAAGCUUGGUCCGAAAGGGAACUUUGGUUCUCAUCUAUUACUUGUAUGAUCGCAACGAUGUACUUGUAAUGGUCCGGCGAUGAUGAGUCUUCUCACAACUUUGUAUUGCUACUCUACACCACUAAGGACCAAUAAGGUGGAGAAUGUUGGAGGUAUUGGUCCUACCAAGGCCUCCCUUCCAUUUUAGUAUUGACUUGCACCUCAUGUUUACUCCCACUAAGGUAUACCUAUUCAGUUCUUCUAUUUGUGGCCAUUCAUUGACUGUAGACUCUCUUACUUGGCCGGUCCCUUAUUGUUGUCUGCUACAGCCUGUCCUUUUGGCUUGGUGUUACCCGUGAGUUGUCAAGUGGCCAACAUCCUAUUAUUAGAAGCCUUAGCCUCUUCCUGUGAGUCUUAGCCUGCGUGAGAUAUUCUGAGAGUAGUGAGCAGUGCUCUACCCCUUCUCCUUCCUUUGUGUGAGAGUUGAGAGAGGUACUUAGUGUUUGGAGAGAAAACAUGGUGAGGUGUUGUGGUCUAGCCUAGAGUGGUGUGUGUGAGUCUAGCUAAAAGGUUGGAAACCUGAGCUGGAAGACGAAUCGAUCCUCAACAACAAUAGUUGGUUCUAUUUGGUCACGAAUAAAAACACAAUUCCUUCAAUUAUCUCGAGUCGGAUUUUUAGUAACACGAGUUAAAUUUUUGCACACUUUGAUUUACACUAAUUUUUUAUUGUCUAUACUAGCUAGAUUCAUAAUUCGUGUUUACAAUUGAAGCUACCUUAGACUUGAGAUUACAUUUCUAGGAAUACAAGUUACAUUUUCAUACACGCAAUUUACAUUGCAUAUUGCGAGUGAAGAGAAUAACAGCUCAAGGAAAAUGGUGAGAGCAAGGAUCCCAAUAAAAGACCUAUAAAUACAUUUCAUUUUCACCAUUUUCCCUACAACUCUCCAAAAUCUAAAUACAUCUCAUCUUCAUAAUCUAUAUUAUCUCAGUCUGUCAAUUAUAAUAUCAUAUUCUUCAUUAUUCAUGAAACCGUCAUCCAAUAUCCACCUUGCAUUUUUAAUGCACUACACAUUCAAUAACAACAUGUCAAAUUUUAUAUUCUGCACAAUGUCUUCAUUUACGAAACGUUUUGUGCUUGAGAAAACAAGAAAGCAGUUAUGAUAUGCUAGUAGACAUUUCCAUACAAAGCACUCAUCACUCAUUCAAGCGAAUAAUGAAUAAAUAUUGUGUUCAUUGUGUAAUCAUUUGAAAUUUGCCGUUUGUUGUUAGCUCUUACAUUUUACCUUUGAAAUUAAAAAAUAUAGCGUUGUGGUGUAUGGGGAACAUUUACUACUUAAAUUCGACUUAUAUAAUCUAAUAAAUAGAUUAUUUCGUAAAUAAUGUAUAUAUUUUUCGGGUAUUAGCCUUAAAUGGGACUAAAAGUAACGCAAAAUUCCACGUUAGGACUAUACUUCUUUUAUUUCCAAAAUAAGAGUAAUAUAUGUCUCUUCCUAUAAUCUCUAAUAGAUUUAUUUGUUAAUAACAAAAAUCACAGUUUUAUUUAUAAUACAUACAUAAAGAAUCGUAAUUUUUUUAUAAAUUAAUAAAAAAAUCAGGAAAAAAUAAAUUAAAUUAAAAUUAAAAAAUAAAAAAUAAAUAUGAAAAAAUAUUUUAAAAACUUUAAAAAUUUAAAAUAAAUAAAAUACCUAAAAACAUAUUAAAAAUUAUGUGGACCACUACCUCUGCAUCCCCGCACCUCCCAACACCACCACCACCUCCGAUCAUUGAAAAAAUGUCACCUUGUGUAAAAAUGCCACAUUUCUCUACAUUUCUCUGAAAAUGCCAUGAAGAUGACAUUAUUACUCUUUGGAAAUAUCCAGCUUUCUUUUCAGAAUUGUCAUCAUGAUGACAUUUUUUCCCAAUUUGAAUUGGCAAUCAUUUCCAGUGACCGGAGGUGGCGGUGCUGGAAGCUGGCUGAGGUGGUGGUUGAGGUCUAUAUAUUAUUUAUUUAUUUAUUAUGAUUUUUAUUUUUUUAUUUUAAUUUUUUUAUGUUUUAAAAUGAUUAUUUAAAAAAUCCUAUUAGGAAGGACAAGUGAAAGGGUAGAAUAGGAAGAGUUAGUCUUAUUUUGAGAAUUUAAACAUUGAACUCCUAUUGUUGCAAUUAUCCUUUCAUUUAGUCUUAUUUAGGGAAAUCUCCCUAUAUUUUUUUAACAUUCAUAUUUUUAAUUGAAAAAUAUUACCUGGACGGAUCUUGACUUGUCGAUCGACCAGAACCAGCCUGGAAUUGGAAUCCCCUGGUACCAGUCUUGGUUCCCACCUUUACCCAACCCAGGACUGGCCAGUCCGGGACAUGAACCGAUCGGAACCGGACCGGAGAUGCUUUCUGGAAGUUAUAUGUUCCAGACUAGAAGAUACAACCGGUUGUGGUCCAAGAACUGCUAAAAUGAAGGGUUCAACUGAUGCGUAUAAAGUGUUCGACAAAAGUCAUUAUUAACCACAAACCAGUGCACCCCCCCACCAAACAACUUCAUCUGUUUCAGAACUACAUGGAUACUACUCAUGGGAUGCAACUAGUGUAUUUCACACCCUCAGGGGAUGACUUUUUACUCUCGGAUGAAGAUGAUAUAAUGUUGCUGGUUCAAACUUAGAGAUACUACCUUGUGGGAUGUUUUACUAGAAACCUCUUAGGUUUUAAAAUUGUUGACACUUUGGUAUCGUCGUGGGGAGUCCCUUGUAAUUGCAAGAAUCCUAUCCCGGCCUAUAGUUUCUACUUUUAUAAUAUUCUAUGAUUUCAAAUUUGUAUUUCCCAGAAUAACAUUUAAAUGACUUAAACUUUUCUCUCUCGCUAUUUUUAAUUGCCACAUUGUUGGCUUUGGAACUUAUGUUAAUUGUCAUAGUUUUUGACAUUUCAAUUGAUGUACUCUUGGUUGUCAUACUUAAG
This is a messenger RNA of Cuscuta epithymum, 6708 nucleotides long. The record is from the annotation of a GenBank genome assembly. NCBI's taxonomy places the organism in Eukaryota, Viridiplantae, Streptophyta, Magnoliopsida, Solanales, Convolvulaceae.